CUGAGGCUUAGUCGUGCUGGGGUAGGGUGAUCGCUGUUCUGCAGAGCUGAGGAGAGCGGGGUAGUGAGGAGAGUAGUAUAUUUAAAAAACCGCCCAGGGAGGACACGGCGUUUACAAGGCUGCAGUUUUGUUUUUAUCUGCAGACUCUCUCCUACUCUAACUCUCACCAUCCCUCGCUCAUCCCUCCUUCCUCCCGACUUUUGGUUGUUGACUCUGUUCGGGUCCGUAUGACAUGGUGAAGAGGAAUGCAGCAGCACCGGUCUCUUUGAGCAAGUGGACAUUUCUUCUUUGAGCUCCUCCAAACAUGCAUUGACUUUUUAUUUGAUAUUUUUUGGAUGUCGUGUUAGACUGGUGUGCUCUGGAUUGUUUACCUUUAUAAGAUGAAGUUUUUUUGGAAUUUGUUUUGCUGCUGCACACAUCCCAGCUCUGGUGUUUACAUGCUGUAACUGGGAUUUCCAUCACAACCAGCAGCAACAGUAACAACAAUAUUGUUAUUGUCUGUCUUCAAUAGCCCAGUUUUACCGGUUCGUCCACUGCUGUAUCAAGACAGGUGUGAGUGAUAACAGUGGUUCUUGAAGAAGAUGGGACUUCCUGCCCUGGAGUUCAGUGACUGCUACCUGGACAGUCCACUAUUUAGAGAGAGACUCAAGUUUCAUGAACUGGAGCUGGACAGAACCAACAAGUUCAUAAAGGAUCUGAUUAAGGAUGGAAAAGCACUCGUCCAAGCAUUAAAAUGUCUUUCCACAGCAAAGAGAAAGUUUGCCGACUCCCUGAAUGAAUUCAAAUUCCAGUGUAUUGGAGAUGCUGAGACGGACGAUGAGAUGUGCAUAGCUAAGUCUCUUCAGGAGUUUGCAGCAGUUCUACAGAACCUGGAGGAUGAGAGAACACGGAUGAUCGAGAAUGCCAAUGAUGUUCUCAUUAUGCCUUUGGAACGGUUCAGGAAAGAACAAAUCAGUGCUGCCAAGGAAGCCAAGAAAAAGUUCGAUAAGGAGACAGAGAAGUAUUGUGCCGUUCUGGAGAAGCAUCUGAGCCUUUCAGCCAAGAAGAAAGAGUCACAUCUGCACGAAGCCGACAACCAGGUGGACAAUGUGCGGCAGCACUUUUACGAGGUCUCAUUGGAGUACGUCUUCAAAGUGCAGGAAGUCCAGGAAAGGAAGAUGUUUGACUUUGUGGAGCCGCUGUUGGCGUUCCUCCAAGGCCUGUUCACCUAUUAUCACCAUGGCUAUGAGCUUGCAAAAGACUUCAGUCAUUUCAAGACAGACCUCACCAUCAGCAUACAGAAUACUAGGAACCGCUUUGAGAGCACGCGGUCUGAGGUGGAGAGUCUGAUGAAGAAGAUGAAGGAGAAUCCACAUGAUCACAAGAGUGUCAGCCAGCACACAAUGGAGGGAUACCUGUUUGUACAGGAGAAGCGCUCAUUUGUUUCUACCUGGGUGAAGUACUACUGCACAUACCAUCGUGACCCUAAGAAGGUGACCAUGGUACUGUUUGACCCUAAGUCUGUGGGGAAAAUGGGAGAAGAGGAGAGUUUUAUUCUGAAAUCCUGCACCAGGAGGAAGACUGACUCUAUAGAGAAGAGGUUUUGUUUUGAUGUGGAGGCGGUGGACAGGCCAGGAGUGAUCACCAUGCAGGCUCUGUCAGAAGAAGACCGCCGGUUGUGGAUGGAAGCCAUGGAUGGGAGAGAACCAGUGUAUAAUUUGAACAGAGACAACCAGGCUGAAGGCACAGCCCAGUUGGACGUCAUAGGGUUCAAUGUAAUGAAGAAAUUCAUCUAUGCUGUGGACACUCGAGGUAUUAAUGAACAAGGCUUGUACAGAAUUGUGGGUGUCAACUCCAGAGUACAAAAACUACUGAGCUUGGCUAUGGAUCCAAAGACCUGUGCUGAUGUGGAGCUGGAGAGUCCAGAGUGGGAGAUCAAGACGAUCACAAGUGCCAUCAAACACUAUCUCAGGAUGCUGCCUGCACCUCUCAUGACGUACCAGUAUCAGAGGAGCUUCAUCAAAGCAGCCAAACUUGACAACCCAGAGGCCAGGAUGACGGAGAUCCAUGGUCUUGUUCACCGACUUCCUGAGAAGAACCGACAGAUGCUGGAGCUGCUGAUGAAACAUCUGGCCAACGUGGCCAACCACCACCAGCAGAACCUAAUGACCAUCGCUAAUCUGGGUGUGGUGUUUGGACCCACUCUGCUGCGACCCCAGGAAGAGACGGUGGCAGCGAUCAUGGACAUCAAGUUCCAGAAUAUUGUCGUGGAGAUCCUGAUAGAGCACCAUGAGAAGAUAUUCAAGGAUGUACCAAAUUCAGUGGGAGGUUCCACCAACAUGCAGCUGAAUCUGUCCAGAAGAAAAAGCACCGAGACCAAAGCCCCAUCCUGCUGCGAGAGACCUCUGACCCUCUUCCCUACGCCCACACAUUCCCAAAAAGGUGAAAAGAGGAACAGCAUCGCCAACCCUGUAGUGGGCGAUCUGCUGCAGCCAGUUUCCUCUUCCUCUGCCAACUGUAACAGCAGCAGCAGUAGCAGCAGCAGCCAGAGUCGAACCCCAAGACACAGCCUGACCAGUAACGAUGGAGAACAGGAAAGUCGCCAGCUGCAGCCCAGUUCAUUGCUCAACCCCAAGAGUCGUGGCAGCAUACCGACCAGUGCAUUGUCUCCCAGCCCUACAUCACCACGGUCACCGUCAUGGCCGAUGUUCUCAGCUCCAUCUAGUCCUCAACCAACAUCCUCUGCCUCCAGUGAUUCAUCCCCAAGCAGUUUCACGGGCAGGAAAGCUCGUGCAUUGUAUGCCUGCAAAGCUGAGCACGACUCAGAGCUGUCCUUCAUCGCUGGGACCAUCUUUGAAAAUGUCCAUGCUUCCAGGGAGCCUGGUUGGCUGGAAGGGACUCUGGAUGGACGAACAGGACUUGUUCCGGAAAACUACGUUGAGUUCUUGCAGUCCACAUAAUGUUCAGUUGAUUCCAGACUGAAUGUGACCAAAAUAUUGUCCAUCAUUUCACUGCAUGGGGCUGGACCAGAAUCCUGGGUUCCUGGACCCCUGUUGGUGAGGACCAAACAGAACAAUAUUACAUGGACAUGAAGCAAAGAAGCAAAAAAAAAAAAAUAAAAGAGCUGAAGACGCCUGUGAUGUGCACUGGAAAAAAGCUUCAAAUCCCAGUGUGAUUUGAUUAUUAUUGGAUAGGUGUGAAUGACUCCCAGUCCCAGUCGUGAUGUUUGUGUGUGCGCGACUGAUAUCUUAUAUCUGCGGCCGAUCUUUCUGAGCUGUGUCCGUUGUGACUUCCUCCGCCUGAGCUUUAUUAUUGUGAAACACACUGUUUCACUCAGUCAUUGUUUUUUUUAAGCUACAAAGAGAGAGAGACAUGUGAGGAUCAAGACUGAACACAGCACAGUAGCUCUGGACCUGGUUGUUCUGCCCCUGUGUUGUAUGUGUUUGUUGCAUGGAUGAAUAUCUUAGCGCAGUGAAGAAGUAAAGACGGUGUUCUCCAAUGAGGAGAACAUGUCUGUUGGUAUAGAAACAUCUUUUUUUUCUUAAAAGAUUAGCUUGAUCUUAGCACUUAGCUUGGUCUCCAAUCUCCAAAGAGAAGUGUAAUCCCAUUUAAGAGACAUCUUAACAGUUUAACAGUAUGCUAUUUUAAUCUAAAAUAAUGUACAGUACGUGCUAAAGAGUGGAACGAUCAAUGAGAAAAUGAAAAGUUCUGGCUUCAGA
This is a messenger RNA of Cynoglossus semilaevis (tongue sole), 3698 nucleotides long. Its product is annotated as rho GTPase-activating protein 26. The transcript has 24 exons. Bases 582 to 2939 code for a protein of 785 amino acids. Gene Ontology annotation, biological process: signal transduction. The record is from RefSeq and is a predicted model, not a curated record. Lineage: Eukaryota; Metazoa; Chordata; Actinopteri; Pleuronectiformes; Cynoglossidae. Gene Ontology annotation, molecular function: protein binding; GTPase activator activity. Gene Ontology annotation, cellular component: cytoplasm.